GCUGACUAAACAACCCCACCUGUGGAUUCAGCCAGAAAGGGCAGAGAAAAAGAGAAAGCAAGAAAACCGGACCGGCGAUAAGAGAUCUCUUCACGCACUAGAAGAUCAAGAUAAAGGCAAGACAGACAACAGAAUCUCCGGCGAAGCCCUUCUAAUUGGAAAAAUAUUUGACUUGUUAUCGACCAUAAAGAAGUUCCAGUGUCACUUCGAUAUCUUACCUUGCAAGGGUGAGCUGUUUGCCUGGCUGAUUUAAACUCGAAAUAGUAGAUGUAAUCUCUAUGCAACUGCUUCGCGUUGUGGUUUCCUCACAACCUCUAGAUUUCAUGCAAGCUCAUUAGAUAGGUCUUCCUGUAUAUGAGUGAUUAUGGGGUCAGUUUGCUGUGUUGCUGCUAGAGAUGGAACUGGCCCAAAUAGAACUGGAACUGAAACUUCACAUGGGAACAUCACAUGCUCACCAACAUGGAGCUUUCGUGGGGAUCAUCAAAGGUGUGUGACUGGUGAAAUUGAGGAUUCUUCAUACCAAGUGUCUCAAGAAGUCAGCACAAACACAAGCAGGGUGAUAAAAGGAGUAUUAGGUUCUGAAAGGGGUAAUCUUUCUGAUGGGGGAAACCUUGAGAAUUUCAGAACACCAAUCUCUUGUAAAUCACUGGUUAAUGGUGAAAGGGAUGCAAAUUGUAUUUCGCUACCAUCUGACAUACCCAUGGCAAGCAAUCAUUCAGCAGAAUUGGGAUCCACGGCUAGUAAUUUUCCUGUGGAGGUGAAGAACAUGGAAGAAUCACCAAAUAUUGCUGAUACAUCAACACAGAAGCUUUCAUUUUCCAUACCUUCAUCAUUCUCAACACCAAUAACUGAUCCUUUAUGUACCCAUCCUCAUCCACUUCCUCCUAGUUCAACUCCAUCUAGAAGGGCUCGCAGAUCACCUGGCCACAGGCUGUUGAGACAGGUUUCUGACAGUCGAAUCUUAGGAUUGAAAUCACCUAAUAAUUACCCAGUAUCUGAAGGAGGGUCUUCUGUCAUACUUUCCAUGUGCAGCAAUGACUUAACUGCUGGAUCCUAUGGUGGCUCUUCUGAUGGGUGGUCCAUGCGCACUUUUUCUGAGCUUGUGGCCUCUUCACAAAGAGAGAGGUGUUCUUUUGACAGUGAACAUCUGGGCUCUGGUCAUGGCAAUAUAAGUGGAUCCAGCAGUAGGUUCUCAUGUUCACCCUCCAUUGAUCUGCAAACUUGUGGUGCAUGCUCAAAGCUUUUGACAGAGAAAUCUUCAUGGUGUAGCCAGAGAAUUGCUGCACACAAUGAACUCUCAGUGGUUUCUGUGCUUGUUUGUGGACAUGUUUACCAUGCUGAGUGCUUGGAGGUUAUGACUGCAGACACUGAUAGAUAUGACCCAACUUGCCCAAUAUGUAUGGUUGGAGAGAAGCAAGUCUCAAAGAUGUCUAGAAAAGCUUUAAAAGCAGAAGCAGAACUAAAGAAAAAGUUCCAUAGGAUAUCUAGAAACAGAGUUGUGGAUAGUUAUCUUGAUGGUGAAUCAGAGGAUUUUGAUUACCAAAAAGAUGUCAAGCAAGAUGGAGAAUUUCCCAAGGCAGAAGCCAGUUCUAGUGCAAGGAGCUCCUCUGCAAAGCCUUUUUUGCGACGAUAUUUCUCUCUUGGGUCAAAGUGGAACAGAUCACUAGCAGAGAAAGAUUCAGUCCAGAAGAAGAGCUUUUGGGGCAGUUACAGGAAAAAUUGAGUUACUCUAAACUGGUACUAGGAUUUCCCAGAAACGCUAGUGCUACGAUUACUAUGUGAACCUUCUGGCAGGCUGCCAUUAGCCAGUCUGGCUAUGAUGCAUUUGAUAGCUGAAAUCCUGGAUUCCUUAAUAUUAUAGAUUCCUCCUUUCCUUUUUAUGGUAAUCCUAUGACAGGCUUCUGUAGGAUACUCGUCAGUCGUCAUUGACCCACAUGAAUACUCGAGUUGAGUUCUAAUUGAACCCUUUUUUACAGCCAGUUGUUCUAGUAGCUGAGCAGAAAAAUAUGGUGCAACUUUUGGGGCUUCCAGGAAUAAAAUGAAUGUUAUUGUGGGUUUUUGGUAGUAAUUAUGUCCCUCUUUUUUUUCAGUUGUAGAAGACACUGGACCAAUAAAAUUACGUGUAUAAUUUAUGUGUACAAACAAUUGACAUGUGAUAAUAUAAUUGAAUGAUGUUUUAUUUCUAA
Messenger RNA from Mangifera indica (mango), 2186 nucleotides. RefSeq lists its product as uncharacterized. Lineage: Eukaryota; Viridiplantae; Streptophyta; Magnoliopsida; Sapindales; Anacardiaceae. The record is from RefSeq and is a predicted model, not a curated record. The transcript has 5 exons. The coding region runs from base 365 to 1723 and encodes 452 amino acids.